Phaedon cochleariae (mustard beetle) is the source of this 807-nucleotide messenger RNA. The record is from the annotation of a GenBank genome assembly. NCBI's taxonomy places the organism in Eukaryota, Metazoa, Arthropoda, Insecta, Coleoptera, Chrysomelidae.
ACACUGUUCACUGAUUCAGUAUCAGUGUUGAACUUGGGAAGAAGUGUGGAGUGUUAUCAGAAUGGCUGCUCCAAAGCUGUAUGCGAGCCACACGAGCCCAUGUGCCAGGGCAGUUGAAAUGUGUGCUGAAGCCAUAGGGCUAAAACUGGAAGUGGUAUACUUCGAUUUGAAUAGCGAUGAAGAUUACUUCAGAAGUGAAUUAUUAAAGAUUAACCCCAAACAUACCGUUCCCACUCUUGAUGACAAUGGCUUCAUUUUGUGGGACAGCCAUGCCAUACUGAUCUACCUGGUGGAGAAAUAUGGAAAAAACAGUUCUUUGUACCCUAAAGACAUCGAAAGUAAAGCUUUGGUCAAUCAGAGAUUGUUUUUCGACGGUUCAGACUUAUUUGCUAGACACCUUGGUGUGGUUAACCUACUGUUUUAUGGAGGUGCCACAGGAGUGACUGAGAAGGAUAUCAAGUUCGUAGCUGAGAAUUAUGAUAUCGUUGAACAUUUUCUGCAGGGUGGAAAGUUCAUAGCUGGUAACGAGGUUACCAUUGCUGAUAUCAGUAUUUGGUGUAGCAUGACCAAUAUUUCAGUCUACUCACCUGUUGACUUUGAAAAAUUCCCCAACAUAAAAGCUUGGUAUAAGAGGAUGGAAGCUUUACCGUAUGCUCAUUUUAAUAUCCUAGGAGGUAAACUCUUUGAAGAAGUGAUGGCCAAGUAUAUAAAGAAAUGAAGCACUAUCAGCCACAUCGAAGAUUCAUCCUAAUAAAUUCACAUCGGGUGUCAUUUUGAUGCUUUCUCAUCUUUAUAAUAAUUAAUAAU